Molecule: messenger RNA, 1297 nt
Organism: Tricharina praecox
Lineage: Eukaryota; Fungi; Ascomycota; Pezizomycetes; Pezizales; Pyronemataceae
Product: CWC16 protein
Exons: 2
Coding region: 251-1078 (275 amino acids)
Biological process (GO): mRNA splicing, via spliceosome
Cellular component (GO): U2-type catalytic step 1 spliceosome
Source: RefSeq, a predicted model, not a curated record
CUGAGCUAAAGCGCGGCAACGGGUAUCUCUAUGCUUCCUUUACCUCUCUACCUACAUACAACUUCAACACCACGCUCACGCUCACGCCUACGCUCGCGCCCACGUCCACGUCCACACCCACACCCGUUCAGCUACUGUCCAUCCACAUCGCCUUCACAACUGCUCUUACAAAACCAACUGAUCCGCGUAUACCUCCACCUUCUGACGAUCCCACUUCAUCACACGCACCACCGCUACCACCGCCGCCGCCAUGUCCGAACGCAAAGUCCUCCAGAAAUACUUCCCACCCGACUUCGACCCCUCGAAGAUCACACGUACCAAGGGGCCCAAACCCGUGGGACCGAAGCAGCAGACCGUGCGGUUGAUGGCGCCCUUCUCGAUGAAAUGUCUGACAUGCGGCGAGUUCAUCUACAAGGGGCGGAAGUUCAACGCGCGCAAGGAGAACAGCAGCGAGAAGUACUACAACAUCAGCAUAUUCCGGUUCUACAUCCGGUGCACGCGCUGCAGCAGCGAGAUCACGUUCAAGACCGAUCCGAAAAAUAUGGACUACACGUGCGAGAAGGGCGCGAUCCGGAACUUUGAGCCGUGGAGGAAUGUUAAGGAUACUGAGGAGACCGAGGAGGAGAGGCUCAAUAGGCUCGAGGAGGAGGAGAAUGAAUCCGCUAUGGAGAAGCUCGAGACGAAGACCCUCGACUCGAAGAGGGAGAUGCAGAUUGCAGAUGCACUGGAUGAGAUUAGGACUAGGAAUGCGAGGAAUGAGAGGGUGGACGAGGGCGAGGUUAUGGACAAGUUGACGGAGGUGAAGGAUUUUGCGACGUUGGAGAGGGAGCGGCAGGAGUGGGAGGACGACGAGGCGGCGAAGAAAGCGUUCAGGACGGAGGAUGAUACGUUUGUGCGGAGGGUGGUGGAGGGAGCAGAAGAGGAAUCGUCGAAAUUUGCGGUGGCUUCGAGCUCAGCUUCCGCUGCUGCUGCAGCUCCGCCGGCGAUCGAGAUUCCGAGCUUCAAGAAGACGGUCAAGAGGAAACGGGAUCUGGGCGCCGCUCUGGGCAUCAAGAAGAAGGCGAAGCCGUUGGUCUGAACUGAACCGAGGUAGCCAUUUGUCCUAGUCUGCGUUUUAUUUUUUAUUUCCGUGUAAUGAUGCUAUGUAUUAGCCUUGCGAUGCUUGUGAAUUUCAAUAGCAUGGAGAAUUAUGCCUUCUAGCCAUCGUGUACGCGCGAACGGAACAGAGUAGAUAUUAGAGUACCGCCCCAUCAUAUGUAUUUUGAGAACUUCAGUUUCCGGCCUGCUCGUCCGUCCG